AGUCUGCUGCGGGAUCUGUCGGUGCGAACACGGUUUUGGCCUCCCCUGCGGUUCGAAAUGGAUUGGCCUAAUGGUAUGGUAACUUGGUGAAUCACAGUGUUAGAGUGUGUGGGAAUCCGGUAUUCCGGGAAGCAGUGACAGUGGGAGUGAUUAGUCUAAUCUGAGCGCGUGGAGUGAAUGAGAACGGUACCACACGAGAACCCAUGCCCCCAUGGGGGUCAACGGAUCACCUUUGACCGUUACUAAUAUUGCAAAGUAAGGGAUAUUAUCGGCAGGAAGGCUUCGGUUAGAAUAUGCACGUGCUAAGAAUAGGUUUUCGGUGUGGCUGGCGCCCGAUGAAAUCGAAGCAUCAUGAUAAUCUUUGUGCAUGGUUAGGGUUUUUUGGAGUGCUGUGAAUAUGGCAAUCUUCCUCGUAUGUUACGUUUAAGCUACGAACCUUUUUUCAAGGGUAGGAUAAGCAGGGGAAGCUGAUUAUAAAUAAUGGCAAAACACUGUUUGGGUGGCGAGCUUCGCUCGGGGCAGCAUAAAUCGUUAUCAAUGUGCGAAAAAGUUAACUUUUAAUUUAUUUACGGUUAUUACGGUGCGACGAAUGCUCCGGUGCUCUGGUGCUUUGAACGCAGCUUCACAAGCUCGAGGCAAGUGAAAGGGGGUUGUGAGAGUGCAAGUAAUGCAAGACGAAACGUGAAGAAUAGAACCCGUGGGAACGAGCUUAUGGUUUGUUUAGUCAACAAGACCUGGAAAAAGGAUUGCCGCUCCGGUGUCAAUAGUGAAGGUGGAUGAAAAAUAGCUUGCAAAAAUAAAAAAAAAAAAUCACACUGUUUACAUAAGUGUUAGCUGUGUUAGAGAAGCCAUGAAAAGCCAUCUGCAGAAGAUUAAUUAGAAAAACUACAUGUUUUGACGUCAGCAGUUUAGCAGUGUGACGCUGCCAGGCGGAAAUAGUGCUGCCGGCAAACAGAAGAAAUCGGUAAGGUUGUACCAUCGGAAGUGCCACUAGCAUGCGAAAAAGAAAACGAAUCAAAUUGUCGGAUGGUACUGCUUCCCGAAGCCAUACUACACCAAGUGGAUGAUGGAAGAAAUCGAUGUGUGCUAUUUUGCCAUAAGCUACCGUUCGUGAAAGUGCUAGGAGAAGAUUUUGUGCCGAAAGAACAGAAACCGUGUGAAAACCGUUCCAAACAAACAAGUGCGCGAUAGGUGUACCUAAUUCUGACAUACUCCGGGAGUCCAAGCAACAUCUGUUAUAAUUUUGUUUAGUUAGUGGUUAAUCGUAGUUCGGGUCCCAGUAAGUUCAUUUCCCGAGCAGCGAACGCCCGAUGGUUUGUUGUGCAGCUGCGACCAGACAUGAUUAUACCCUUGAAUGCAUUCUGAUUGCUGUUUCAUGCAAGACUUACUAAGUCGCCUAAGUUGAAAAUUUAAUCUCUGCCAGUGAGAGAGUCCUGACGACUGUAGUACUACACCGUUCACCGUUGAUCGUAGCCACUGCCGGAUCCUUGGCUCGGAACGACUGCCGUGGUCUAGAAUCGGUCUUCAUUCCGGGCAAUUUUUCGCAUUGUGUUUCGGUGCACCGUUUUUUCCGCUGCUGGUCCCCGAGGAUGAAAGCGCAAAAUGAAAAAGACGUAAAAUAUUUUCUCCGUCUUUGCUUUCAGUCGGGCCGGAAUGCCGGAACACUCAAGCGGCUUGCAUCGGUGGCAGUGGAAUAGAAGUUUGCCCGCAGCAGAGGUGACAAAAAAGUUAUCAGUGCACCACUUACCGACUGCGAGUUUGAUUUUUCCCGCUGCUGCCACUACGCGCCAAAACGAUUUAUGAUGGUUGGUUCGGCAGGGGCAUCCACACAGUGGCAACAUCCGCAUUAGCAUAUGCAUUGCGUCCCCAGUGGAAAAGAUAGUGCAAAUAGAAUGUUUCUUGUGGCAAAUUUGGUUUCAGCAGAUAAAAGACUUUCACCAGCCACUGCAUGAAACGCUGGUUUUACACAACCUCAACGGUUGCAGCAUCGUCACUUAUUGCAUCCUACUUAACCUAGAGAAAUGAGCUGAAAGUUAGUUCACACUUAGAUAGCGACCAUUUGAUAAGAGAAAGCAGGUAAUUCCACUGUUCUGUUGGCGAGAAGAGUCAGUGAAAAUACUUCGCAGAUUCGCAUCCUCAUAAAAAGUAACAACGAAAUAAAACAACUGGGAAAAAAACAUCCACAAUGACGAUGAACAUCAACAUGGACUCGGACCAUCGGGUCGUGCUGAACGUCGGCGGCAUUCGGCACGAAACGUACAAGGCGACCCUGAAGAAGAUUCCGGCCACCCGGUUGUCCCGGUUGACGGAAGCGCUCGCUAACUACGAUCCCAUCCUGAACGAGUACUUCUUCGACCGGCAUCCGGGGGUGUUUGCGCAGGUGCUCAACUACUACAGAACCGGCAAGCUGCACUAUCCAACCGAUGUGUGUGGUCCACUGUUCGAGGAAGAGCUGGAAUUCUGGGGUCUCGACUCGAACCAGGUUGAGCCGUGCUGCUGGAUGACGUACACGCAGCAUCGAGACACGCAGGAAACGCUGGCGGUUCUAGAGCGACUGGAUCUGGACACCGAGAAACCCACGGAGGAAGAGUUGGCACGCAAAUUUGGUUACGAGGACGAUUAUUACAAGGGAACGGUCUCAUGGUGGCAGCACAUGAAGCCCCAAAUAUGGUCACUGUUCGAUGAGCCGUACAGUUCAAACGCUGCCAAAAUAAUCGGUGUGAUAUCUGUGUUCUUCAUUUGCGUGUCUAUUCUGUCCUUUUGCUUGAAAACCCACCCGGAUAUGCGCGUUCCGGUGAUACGAAACCACACCGUCAAAACGGCCAACGGCAGCACGGCUUGGGUGCUGGAUAAAUCACACACCAAUGCACACGUGGCAUUUUUCUACAUAGAAUGUGUUUGCAAUGCCUGGUUUACAUUGGAAAUUUUGGUGCGCUUCAUCUCAUCUCCGCACAAGUGCGAAUUUAUCACCUCAUCUGUAAAUAUAAUCGACUACAUCGCAACGCUGAGCUUCUUUGUGGAUCUGAUACUACAGCGUUUUGCGUCCCACCUGGAGAACGCUGACAUUUUAGAGUUCUUCUCAAUCAUUCGCAUCAUGAGACUGUUUAAGCUGACCCGGCAUUCGUCAGGAUUGAAAAUCCUGGUGCAGACAUUUCGGGCCUCAGCCAAAGAGUUAACCCUGCUGGUCUUCUUCCUAGUGCUCGGGAUCGUGAUAUUCGCCAGCUUGGUUUACUACGCGGAACGAAUCCAGACGAAUCCGCACAACGAUUUCAACAGCAUCCCUUUAGGGCUGUGGUGGGCACUGGUAACGAUGACAACGGUCGGCUACGGUGAUAUGGCACCUAAAACCUAUAUCGGCAUGUUCGUGGGGGCGCUCUGUGCCCUGGGUGGCGUACUGACGAUUGCCUUGCCGGUGCCCGUCAUUGUGAGCAAUUUCACCAUGUACUAUUCGCACACGCAGGCCAGGGCGAAACUACCGAAAAAACGACGGCGAGUGCUCCCAGUCGAACAACUGCGAGCCCCAAGAGUAGCGGGACCAACGAAAGCCAUGGGAAUGCCCGGCUCCGGUCCGAUGGCUCGCCGUAUGAACCAACCGAAAACAAAGGACAUCGGACCGAAAAUAGGUCCUAUCGGUGCCAGCAUUGUGGCCAUGUGCCCCAGGAAUGUCGGUCUGCACAGCAACCCGGCACUGGCCAUGUGCAAACCAACGUUCGAAGUUCGGCCUCCGACGAUUUCCUCCAACAGUGGAAAUGUCAGCGUCGGCCAGCAGGUUCUCAUUCCCCGUGAUGCCGCCGUCAAGCUGAACCUAAACAUUAACAGCUCCAGCAACAAUAAUAAUAACAACAACAACAACAGUAGCACCACAAAUAACAACCACACCGUCAGCGUCAACGGAAACGCAACCGGUAACUCUGUUAGUGCAGCUACCGGAAACGCCAAUAACACCAAAUGAACCGAAUAUUUAGUAACUUUUCAUGAAGCUCAGUUGUGUAUAUUGACGCCUCUCUAGUUAGCUUUCUGUAAAUACAAAAAAAGCGAAAAUUAUCAAUACUUCAUGCUAAUAGAUAUAGAAAGUAGGUAAGUGAAUAGGACAAAAAAGGCUAAAUUAGUUCAUUCGAUCACUUCUGCAUUACGCUGGCAAAAACAAGAAACAAAACUAAAAAAAAUUGAUCAUUGUACAUUCGCACUCUUCAUUCUUAUGACAGCUCAAUUAGACAGUAUUUUAUUCGACACAGCGAUUGGCCCAACGAUGAUUACAAAUGAUUAUUUCGUGGCCGCCAGGUUUCCACAUCACAUACUCCUUUCGGAAGAGAACAGUUCACUGCUACGGGUUAAGAAGUUUCCUAGACAGUAAGUAAGUUAUGUGGGUAAAAGUCACCAGCAGAGUUUUCCCUUUUCAUGCACACUUUACAACAAAAAAAUUGGCUGAGCAUUAAGUUUUGUAUAUUAAUCACGAACUAUUUUUAGAAGUCGAUUCAACAGAAAAGAAGCAUUUAAUGUGAUACAAGUAGAGUAAUCGGUAACAGGAAGAAAAGAAAAUGAAGACGACGCUGAUCUUUGCAUUAUUCGCAACUGGAACAAAAGGAAAUAAUCAUACACCACCAGCGAGGACAACAAAUAAAUAACAAAUUUCAAUUUUACUAUGACUAAUGGCAAAUAAUUUUAAAUGUGCUUAGACGUAAGUAAGGUCGACAUUGUUAAGCCAAACUGUUUCAAUGGUGUUUUGAUCUGCUGCGCUUUACUCGCAAAAAACAACAACAACCACAACAGCAACCGACUAUCAAUCUUUAUCUUGUAUAGUUGUGCCACAAUCAUGUCGCUGAGCAGUUGAGCAUUCGUUUUGUUCAGUAUUUUUACUUAUCAAUAAAAUAAUUAUCUAUUGAA
This is a messenger RNA of Wyeomyia smithii (pitcher-plant mosquito), 4884 nucleotides long. RefSeq names its product potassium voltage-gated channel protein Shaw-like. Gene Ontology annotation, molecular function: protein binding; delayed rectifier potassium channel activity. Gene Ontology annotation, biological process: protein homooligomerization; potassium ion transmembrane transport. The record is from RefSeq and is a predicted model, not a curated record. Lineage: Eukaryota; Metazoa; Arthropoda; Insecta; Diptera; Culicidae. The transcript is spliced from 8 exons. Gene Ontology annotation, cellular component: voltage-gated potassium channel complex; neuronal cell body membrane; dendrite membrane. The coding region runs from base 2186 to 3952 and encodes 588 amino acids.